AUGCAAUACACUUCUGCUCUAGCCUUAUUAGGUGCCGCUACUCUAGCCUCCGCUGCUACUCCAACUCCAGAACAAACUGCUGAAUUAGUUGUUCUAUUAAACGAUGUUAACGACAGAUUCGCUGAUUACACAUCCUGGUUCUUAGGUUCUGGUAGUGCUAUCCCAGAUGGUAUCAUCGAUGUCUACAUGGCUGUUCACACUGCUACCGACGAAUCCUACACCACUAUGUUCACUGGUGUUGACGUUGAUGGUUUGCUAGCUAUGGCCACAUCUGUCCCAUGGUACUCUUCUUACCUAUCUUCAGAUAUUUCUGUCGCUAUUGCCAGUGUUGAGGCUGCUGCCGAGACUUCUUCUGCUGCCGCUACCUCUGCCCCAGCUACUUCUUCUGAUGUUGCUACCUCUGCUCCAGCUUCUGCUUCUGCUUCUGCCUCUGAUGUCGCUACUUCUUCUGAUGUCGCUACCUCUGCUCCAGCUUCUGCUUCUGCUUCUGCCUCUGAUGUCGCUACCUCUGCUCCAGCUUCUGCUUCUGCUUCUGCUUCUGCUUCUGCCUCUGAUGUCGCUUCUUCUGCUCCAGCUUCUGCUUCUGCUUCUGAUGUCGCUACCUCUGCUAACGUCACCUCUGCUGCCGCCACUUCUAUUGUUUCUCAAAGCAACUCUACUGCUACCCAAGAAACUACCACUAACACUGUCACUGACGUCAGUAGUCUAACUACCACUUUCUGCCCAGAAAGUCUUGUUAUCACUACCUCUGCCUACGCUAACUCUACCGAGACUGUUACUGUUUGUGAUGAAUCUUGUCAAUCUAGAAAGAUUGCUGAAGCCACCACCACUGUCAACUCACUAACAACUACUACUGUUACUUCAUGUGAUGAAGCUUGUCACGCUUCCAAGUCUGCUGCUACUGUUACCAACACUCAAUUUACCACUGCUACCAUUACUUCUUGUGAUGAAGUUUGUCACGCUUCCAAAUCUGCUGCUGCUGGUACUACCACUGUUAAGGUUCAAGUUCAAACUUCUUCCUCUGCCUCUCACACUGUUGCUGUUCAAAGUGCUAAUGGUGCUAUCAAGCAAUCCGCUGGUGUUGCUGCUGUCUUAGGUGCUGCUAUUAUGCUCCUAUUAUAA
This is a messenger RNA of Maudiozyma barnettii, 1122 nucleotides long. Its product is annotated as SRP1/TIP1 family protein. Bases 1 to 1122 code for a protein of 373 amino acids. The transcript has a single exon. Lineage: Eukaryota; Fungi; Ascomycota; Saccharomycetes; Saccharomycetales; Saccharomycetaceae. Gene Ontology annotation, molecular function: structural constituent of cell wall. Gene Ontology annotation, cellular component: fungal-type cell wall; fungal-type vacuole. The record is from RefSeq and is a predicted model, not a curated record. Gene Ontology annotation, biological process: fungal-type cell wall organization.